Messenger RNA from Paracoccidioides lutzii Pb01, 3822 nucleotides. RefSeq names its product transport protein SEC31. Bases 1 to 3822 code for a protein of 1273 amino acids. The record is from RefSeq and is a predicted model, not a curated record. The transcript is spliced from 8 exons. Gene Ontology annotation, molecular function: structural molecule activity; protein binding. Gene Ontology annotation, cellular component: endoplasmic reticulum exit site; COPII vesicle coat. Gene Ontology annotation, biological process: intracellular protein transport; COPII-coated vesicle cargo loading; endoplasmic reticulum organization.
AUGGUGCGUCUACGGGAAAUCCCCCGAACAGCCGCCUUUGCCUGGUCUCCCGGCUCUGCGUUCCCCCUCAUUGCCACGGGGACACGGGCUGGUGCAGUCGAUGCAAACUUCUCUAAUGAGACGGACUUGGAACUUUGGGAUCUUGCCCUGGACACCGAAGGAGGUGCCGUCGAGUUACAACCCGCAGCAAAAAUUAGUUCGGAGUCUGGGUUUCAUGACCUUGCAUGGACGGAGUCGGAUGAUAGUUCUCGGGGCAUCAUUGCUGGCGCCUUGGAGAAUGGGUCGUUAGAUCUUUGGAGUGCAGAUAAGCUGUUGAGCGGGGCAAGUGAUUCGCUCGUCUUGAGAGCCUCUCAGCAUUCUGGCCCCGUCAAAACGCUACAAUUCAAUCCGCGACACUCGAACCUUCUGGCAACCGGUGGAAGCAAAGGAGAACUUUUCAUCUCGGACUUGAACAAUCUUGACCAGCCGUUCCGACUGGGAAAUGUUGCAGCACGACUGGACGAUAUCGAGUGCCUCGACUGGAACAAAAAAGUGCCCCAUAUCUUGGUCACGGGAAGCAGCGCGGGGUUCGUCACUGUGUGGGAUGUUAAGACUAAGAAGGAGAGUUUGACGUUGAACAAUCUGGGGAGGAAGGCUGUUAGCGCUGUUGCGUGGGAUCCGGAGAAGCCAACAAAACUCGUCACGUCCAUUCCCCUAGAGACAGAUCCUCUGAUUCUAGUUUGGGAUUUGCGCAAUACUAAUGCACCUGAAAGAGUAUUGAGAGGUCAUGAAUCCGGAGUGUUAUCACUUUCAUGGUGUGCCCAGGAUCCAGACCUACUCCUGUCCAGCGGCAAGGACAACCGGACCAUCUGCUGGAAUCCUCAGACCGGAGUUCAGUAUGGCGAAUUCCCCGUCGUCACCAACUGGACCUUCCAAACACGAUGGAACCCCCAUAACCCGAACAUGUUUGCUACGGCCUCCUUCGAUGGCAGAAUUUCUAUUCAAACCAUCCAGAGCACUAGAGCUGAUGCCGCAGCGCAAGCUGGAGCAAGUCAUGGCCAGCCUGUCGACGAUGAAGACUUCUUCGCCAAAGCUCAGUCGCAACCGCAAGUUUCCUCGUUUUCUCUGCCAAAGCCUCCCAGAUGGUUGGAAAGGCCUGUCAGCGUUUCGUUUGGGUUUGGCGGUAGAGUGAUAUCUGUCGACCUUACGGAACCUGGUAAACCGGGCUGUCGCACUUCGAGAGUGAAAGUUACUCCUUUCGAAGUGGAUUCAAACAUCAGCAGUGCUACUGAGAAAUUCGAAGAGGCGCUAAAGGCCGGCGACCUGCGGAGCAUAUGUGAAUCUAGAAUUCAAAAUUCCAGGAGUGACUCGGACAAGGCUGAUUGGAAGGUUAUUGAAACAUUGAUAUCGGAGAACCCGAGAAAACAGGUUAUUACUUAUUUGGGAUUUUCGAACGAGGUUGAUGAGGCUGCUGAUAGCCUAUCACAACUUGGACUGGGGAAGAGCGAGGGCGAGGUUAACGGGAUAUCUGGUGCAUCUGACUCUCCCAGUCCCGGGGGUGCAAAAAGACAUAAGCGGUUGUCUUCGAUUUUUGAUACGCAUGCGGAUAGCGAUACCUUUCUUACAGAUUUAUCUGCUUCUAAGGGGGCUAGGACGAAUGAUCCGUUCCAGAUCUAUACUGGUUCCGAAUCUGAGGCAGAUAGGGGAAUAACGCGAGCGCUUCUCCUAGGAGACUUUGAAAAGGCGCUUGAUAUAUGUCUUCAGGAGGACCGGAUUUCUGAUGCUUUUAUGAUUGCUGUGUGCGGGGGACAAAAGUGCGUUGACAAGGCCCAGGAAGCCUACUUCCAGAAGCAGGCUCAGGGGCCGAACUAUCUCAGACUGCUGGCUUCCAUUGUUGGUAAAAACCUUUGGGAUGUUGUGCACAAUGCAGACCUUGCGAACUGGAAGGAAUCCAUCGCUACGAUCUGUACAUUUGCGACGAAUGAGGAAUUCCCUGACCUGUGCGAAGCUCUCGGGGAUAGGCUGGAAGAACAAGCCAAAGCUAAAGACGACAAGGAGAGUCGUAAAAAUGCUGCCUUCUGCUUCUUGAUCAGUUCAAAGUUGGAGAAGGUGGUGGCUAUCUGGAUUGAUGAGCUUCAAGAAAACGAGAGUAAGAGUAUUCAGGAGGCCUCUGACGAUACAAGUUUUUCGAUUCACAUUCGUGCUCUCCAGAGCCUUAUCGAAAAAGUUACAGUCUUCCGCCAGGUCACCAAGUUCCAGGAUACUGAGAAAGACAAGACGUCCGAUUGGAAGCUUAGCAGCCUCUAUGACAAGUAUCUUGAGUAUGCUGACGUUGUUGCAACACACGGACAACUGGGCAUCGCUGAAAAAUAUCUUGAUUUGCUGCCCCAGGCUCAUUCUGCUGCUGAGACCACAAGAAACAGGAUCAAACUAGCUACGCGCAAGACAGCUGCAAAGGCAGCUCCCUCCAACCAAGCUACCGCGUCCCGUCUGACCUCGAAGCCCCUGCCACAGCAAUCCCCUGCGUCUCACGGAAUGUUUGCGCCAAACGCGCCCAUGACGCAGACAAGUAACCCAUAUUCCCCACCAGCUCCUAUGCCAGCCAGCAAUCCUUACCCGCCAACAGGAGCUACAACAACCUACUCCCCAGCAGGUUAUCAACCGUCUCAACCACGGCCAGGCGCAGGACCUGUUGCUCCUCCAACGCAAACCUUUGGGGUAGCUGGACAUUCAAACAUCGGCCCACCGCCACGGGCCACAAAUCAAUCCCCAUCCACAGUCACUUCAUAUACGCAGGCUACGAAUCUCCCUGCCUGGAACGAUUUGCCCGAAGGGUUCGCCAAGGCUCCAACUCCACGACGCGGAACCCCCAGUGCAGGUGCUGGUGUAAUCAGCUCCCCCUUCCCAAACCAAUCACCAAACCCGUCCCAAUCUCCACGAGCAAUGUCUCCCCACCCGCCAGCCCCGCCCAGGCAGCGGACAUCAAUGGCAGCCCUACCCCCACCAAAGGGACCCGCUCCUCCCCAGCGCAUGACCUCCCCUCCCUCCGUGGGACACCAUCCUCCCUAUGGCUUCCAGCCACCCGAGAGACCUCCAUCGACUACGUCAAACCCAUAUGCCCCGACCACAACUCAACCACCAGCCGGACCGGGUAUGAACAUCCCUCAAAUUCCCCGCGGGCCGUCCCCUUACAAUACCCCGCCGUCUGGCCCACCACUGUCGAACCGUUACGCUCCAAAUUCCGCUGCGCAGCCAUCUGGGCCCCAACAUCCUCGACCUGCGGCCGCUCCAUACCCCACUAACCCCCCCGCGCCUUCACCAGGCCCGUCGCCAUACGCGCAACACCAACCUCCACCUCUACAGGGCCCGUAUGCACCCCCUAGCGCGCCAGGUGGAAGACCAGAGCCCCAGCACCAACCACCACCCGCAGGGCCGGCACCGGGUUCGCAACCAGGUACAGCGCAGUCGCAGAAGAAGACAGCUGUCCCCCCUAAAUACCCUCCUGGCAACCGCAGCCACAUUCCCGCAAACGCACAGCCAAUCUUCGAAAUCCUCUCCGCCGACAUGCAGCGUGUUAAAUCACGUGCCCCAUCCUCUUUCAAAGCGCAAGUCAACGACGCUGAGCGCCGGCUGAAUAUUCUCUUUGACCAUUUGAACAACGAGGAUCUGCUCAGGCCGGGCACGGUGGAGAGUAUGGUUGAGCUUGCGCGGGCAUUGCAGGCGCGCGACUAUGAUACGGCACACUCGAUUCAUUUGGAUAUUUUCACUAAUCGGAAUGAGGAGUGCGGGAAUUGGAUGGUAGGUGUGAAGCGUUUGAUUGGCAUGAGCAGGGCCACUCCCUGA